This is a messenger RNA of Colletotrichum chrysophilum, 1044 nucleotides long. RefSeq lists its product as uncharacterized. Gene Ontology annotation, molecular function: protein binding. Lineage: Eukaryota; Fungi; Ascomycota; Sordariomycetes; Glomerellales; Glomerellaceae. Bases 1 to 1044 code for a protein of 347 amino acids. The transcript has a single exon. The record is from RefSeq and is a predicted model, not a curated record.
AUGCUCAGAUUACUUGCGCUUUCUCUCACAUUGCUGCCGCCGUUGGGCGGACACGCAGCAGCUGCCCCAUCGUCUUCACGUUGCACCCCAACCGCCAGCGAAACCUGGGAAGUCCUCAGUCCUCUGGCCGGGGGCCCUCGUCAAGAGCACGCCGCCGUGGCUCUCGGUGAAAACAUCUAUGUCAUCGCAGGAAUCGAGCCUGACGCAAGUCAGCCCACUAGAGUCUCAACCAUUGACUCAGUGGAGAGAUACAACGUCCCGAAGGAUGACUGGUCCUUCGUUGCUCCCCUGCCCAUUCCCAUGAACCACGCCAACGCCAUCUCUACCAACGGAAAGAUCUACGUUCUCGGCGGGCUCUCCGGCGGCGCCGCCUUCCGGGCGCUUCCGAACUGCUACGAAUACGACCCUGUCACCAACAAGUGGACUGAGCUCCCAUCAAUGCCCGAGGGUACGGAGAGAGGCAGCUCCAUCCUCGGCGCGUAUGGUGACAAGAUCAUCGUCGCCGGCGGCAUCAGUUUGCUCGAGCUGGGAGCCGAUGGGCUCCAAGAGACCGUCGACACCGUUUCAUCCUACAACAUCAAGACUCAGGAAUGGAAAACUCUGCCCAAUCUCCCCGAAGGUCGCGAGCAUGCCGGUGGCGGCGUCGUCGGCAACAGCUUCUACGUAGUCGGAGGCCGCUUCCGAAGCCAAACCGCAGUCCGCGACACGGUCUACGUCCUCGACCUCAAGACGCUGCAGUGGAGCGAGCGCGCGCGCAUGCCCACGCCCAGGGGAGGAGUUUCCGUGGCUAUUCUCGGGCAGCGCAUCUACACCUUUGGAGGCGAAGGAAAUAUGGAUCCGGAGGCUGGGUUUGUAUUCAACGAGACGGAGGUGUACGACAUCCGCGGCGACUGCUGGGAGAAGCUCCGGCCGAUGAACACACCCCGCCACGGCAUGGCGGCGGUUGCGUUCAACGGGAGCAUUUACACGCCUGGCGGUGGCAUUCGUGACUUUGGAAUCGUUGAUAACAUGGAGGUCUUGCAUCCUGGCUCGUUCAAGUGGUAA